AUGGCAGCAUCAACUUGGGCUUACGUAGCCUUUACGGUUAUGCUGAGCUUAUCAGUGUCCUCUGCUCACAGAGCCAAUUUGCUCACUGGUGAUCAUGAACCCAAGGUGCGUGUACUAGGCGGCUGGGGUGAGCCAUACUAUGGCGGAGGUAGCAAUGGUGGGUGCCAAUACGGUGCUUGGGACGGCUGUGGUUAUGGACAAGGCAGCGGUAGUGGUAGUGGCGGAGGAGGUGGGGGUGGUGGUGGAGGUAGUUACGGUGGACCUGGUUAUGGUGGCUCUGGCAAUGGUGGUGGAAGCGGUGGGGGUGGUGGAGGUUCUGGAGGCAUGCCUGGUUAUGGUGGCCCGGGAAAUGGUGGUGGUGGCGGAGGCGGAGGCGGAGGCGGCUCGGGUCCUGGAGGCAUGCCCGGUUACGGUGGCCCUGGCAAUGGUGGAAAUGGAGGUGGUGGAGGUGGCGGCGGUGGCUCAGGAUGGACGCCUGGUUACGGUGGCCCUGGGUAUGGGAAUGGAAAUGGAGGCGGUGGUGGAUACGGUGGAGGACCUUAUCAGUGUGUGCCACAUCCAAGUUGCCACAAUUGUCACCCUUUUACUCUAUACACCAAUCAUCAUCUUCUUCCUCCCGGUACUGGUGCUACUGGGCCAAACAACAACAAAGCAGCAGACGAACCUUCUGCUGCCUUGGCUCCUGAAUCCGAUUAG
Messenger RNA from Coffea eugenioides, 696 nucleotides. RefSeq names its product acanthoscurrin-2-like. Bases 1 to 696 code for a protein of 231 amino acids. The transcript has a single exon. Lineage: Eukaryota; Viridiplantae; Streptophyta; Magnoliopsida; Gentianales; Rubiaceae. The record is from RefSeq and is a predicted model, not a curated record.